Molecule: messenger RNA, 1934 nt
Organism: Schistosoma intercalatum
Lineage: Eukaryota; Metazoa; Platyhelminthes; Trematoda; Strigeidida; Schistosomatidae
Source: the annotation of a GenBank genome assembly
CCUAGUACAAGCUGUUUGAUUGUUUAGAAAUACAAGUUUAAAUGUAAUUUCUGCUCAGAAGACUCAAAAACUCAAGAAAUAUUGCAAAUUUUAGUACAAUAUAUAAGUUGAGCAUUCUCCCACUGACUAUAAAUCAAUAGAAAAACAGACAAAAUGGCACCAAAAAGAAAAAAGAAAACCGGGAAACUAACAAAAAUGACUGAUGAAGAAAGAGCGAUUUUCCUUGAACAACAAAGAGUUGCUGAAGAAGAACUAAAAACAAAAAAGAUGGCACUGUUAACUCAAUAUCUACAAGAUAAACUUAAUCAUGAAGAAAGGUUUACUAAACUUAAUAAAGCAAAACUGACACAUUAUUGGCGAACUAUUAUGAGAGAGACGAAGUCAAAAGAAUUGAAAAGAACUAUAGAAAUAUUAUCACAAACAUUUGAAAGAAUUAUGGACCGGUAAAGCGUCAAUGUCUUAAAUUUUUUAUCAAUUUGUUUGUUCAAUAUUUUUCAAAGAAAAGAAAGUAUCAUCAAAACACUUGUUGCGGAUCUUAGUGAGGCAGAUGAACAGCAUUUGAUGGCUCUGCGUUCUCAUCUACAGAAUGUAGAUAUUUUAAUAGAUUUACAAAAUCAAAGAUUACAUAAAUUAAAAACUAAUUAUGAAAAGGAAUUGCACUCUUUGGUAGAAGAAUUCUUAAAAGAAGAAAACUUUACUAAGCAACAACACGAUAAACAAGUCAAUGACUUAAAAGAUAUAUUUGUUGCACUGGAUUCUACAUAUACUGCCAAAGCACAUGAAGCUGUAAUUGAUCAGACUAGUUUGAAGGAUGAUCUGAAGAAUAAAAGUUUGGAGGAAAAACAUACAUUGAGAAUAAAUUUGGAGAAUAAGGUCAAUAGUUUGUGGUCUGAAUUCAAACAGGCUUCCACUCAAUACACGACAACUACCAAUGAAAAAAAGACAUCUUUCGAAAACUUAAAAGCAAAAGAUGAACGUUCAGCUGCUGAAAUUCAAUUACACUUAAACAAAAUCCAAAAAAUCAAUGAUAAUAUAUCGGCUACUAGACGUCGUAUGUUAAAAACAUCUAAGGAAUAUGAAGAAAAAAAUCGCAACUUAAAAGAAGAACGUGAUAAGUUAGUUGUUCGAUUCCAAGUCUUGAAGAUACAAAUCAAUAAAUUACGUGAUCUACAACAUGAAAAACUGGUUAAAAUGUCAGUUGAAAGUGGGGAUGCUAUAAAAAAGGUUCAAUGUUUAUUGGAAAAAGCAGAGAAAAUUAUUAAGUUAGGUGAACAGUGCAGAAAGUAUGAGACAGAAGAGGAAAAAGUUACACCAUUCUAUUCAUCAUCUUUAUCAGCGGAAGAAGAAAGUGCUGUGCAAGAAUCGUUCGAAAAAGAACAGAAUGAAGAGAUGAUGAAGAUAUUAAAACGAUGCCUUCCACUUGAAAUGUUUUGGAAAAGAUUUAAUAAAGUUCAAUUAGAUCGUUUAGCAAUAAUUAAAGAAUACAAUAUGUUAGAACAAGAAAACAUUCAAUUAAAAUUAUUAUUGAAACAAUAUUUAGACGGUAUAUCAGUUAAUAGUGAAGUUAUAUCUGGUGAUAAUUCAUUAAUUGUUAUAAAUGGACGAUCAAAUUUAAAACACAUGAGCAUAAUAGAUGAUCCACGAAUUAGAUUGAUAUCUACUGAUGAUGAUAGUGUACAGCCGAAAGAAAUGAUAAACUAUGCUACUACUCCCGCCGCAGUUGACUAUCGAAUAAGACAGACAACUUAGACAAAAAGAUUCUACAACAAGAAUAAUAUAAAAUCCAAGGCAAGACAUAACAAUGAUGAGGAUUUUAUGUGAUUUACUAUAUGCCUACAAAGUAAUUCAAUGCUGAAUCAAAUUAAAGAGGUGGCUGAUAUAGAAAUACAUUGUUCAUAAUAAACGUUUUGUUUCUCGUUGAAAGAUUUAUUCAG